Molecule: messenger RNA, 1832 nt
Organism: Cephus cinctus (wheat stem sawfly)
Lineage: Eukaryota; Metazoa; Arthropoda; Insecta; Hymenoptera; Cephidae
Product: zinc finger protein 271
Exons: 4
Coding region: 138-1190 (350 amino acids)
Biological process (GO): regulation of transcription by RNA polymerase II
Molecular function (GO): DNA-binding transcription factor activity, RNA polymerase II-specific; RNA polymerase II cis-regulatory region sequence-specific DNA binding
Source: RefSeq, a predicted model, not a curated record
GGCUUGUUUGGUUCGCAGAAGAGACGGGGUUCGCGAUUUCGCUUGCUUGCUCGGGCGAGCACGAACACGAGUUUCAGUGGUCCAGAGCAAUCACGUUGGUAAAUUGGGAGACGAGAGUGGUGCUAUAUUAUAACAGAAUGGCUUGUCACGCUCUUGGACGGUGUCGCAUCUGCUCUCGGAAACACAAGAUACCCGUCUUCGGAGCCGAAGCGACUCAGCACGUUUUUAUCCAGAAAUCCAACUUGAAAUUGAUUAUUCUAAAUACCGUAUGUAUCUUCUGCAUUGGAAAAAUCGAAUGUCUCGUGAAGAAGAUGGACCCAAGUCAUUCGUUUGGAAAUGUUAUAACGGAUGAUGAAUUUAAAUUUAAUUUUUCUUCAUCUCCUCAUGGACAACAAUCGGGACAGAGUAACGAGCUAAUUACGACAACGGAUAAUCAACAAUCGACAAGGAUAAAUGUACAUGAUUCAAAAUCACAAAGAUUUGGAGAAAGUGUCGGGGAACAAAAUGAGCAGUGUAAUUGUGGUAUGUGCUACUUCUGUAAUAGUGGAUUACCGCUUCUGGUUAAUGUGGUUCACGACCAAUCUAGAAGUAUCUCGCCGUCUUCGAGGCAAGAAAAAACAUUUACCACCUUGGAACCUUCAAAAAAACAAGGCUCGUGUCAACAUAACCUCUCACAACACAAAUCCGAGGCAAUGUCUCAUCACUCACAAGUACCUGAAAUGAGAAAUAGCCCAGGAACCACUGAGCAAAGUAGUGUAUUACAAUGUACAGACAUUCCACGAGUCAACCUCCAGUAUAAUCAACCAAGCAACAGUAAUUAUGCAUCAUCGUCGGCGGAUAACACUUCUGUGGAUUGUGCAGCGUACACAAGCUCGCAAACCGGAAAGAAGAGUCAGCGAGAUUUAUUCUGUGAUUUUUGCAAAAAAAAAUUUACCCAUGCUGGAGAUCUUAAUAAGCAUCGAAGAAGACAUACUGGCGAACGACCCUAUGAAUGUGCGGAGUGCCAAAAGAAGUUUGCGCAUGCGUCGAAUCUUGCAAGGCAUCAACGAGUCCAUUCUGGAGAACGACCCUUUUCCUGUACUCAUUGCGAAAAACGUUUUACCAGAAGAGAUAAGCUUACUAAUCAUGUUGCUGCCAAACGAUGUAGAAAUAGAACAACAAAUUUUGUAGAUUCGCCGAUGGGACAAUGAAAAAACAGAAAGAAAGAAAAGGUGGCAAUGAACAUGUGAGAAGUCGAAUCCAAAACAAUAUGUAUCUUAAACACAACUUAUACCUCGUUAUAUAUAUGAGAAUAUACCAAAUUGUGUAUACUAAUGUAUAUUUUUUUAAAGAUCAAUGUUACUUUACUAUUGUGAUAUGUACUGAAAUUAUAAGUAAAGAUGACACAGAAUUUUAUCGAUUAAUAGAUGUUUUUUGAGAGAACGUGUUUUUCGAGGUUUUAAGAAUUUUAGCGGAUAUGUAGAUAAAAGUUUAUUUCCAACUAUUGCGAUAACAUUAUAGGCUGGAUGUCAUGGCCGACUUGUGCCAUUGAUAGAAACAGUUGUAGUGCACACAAUUCGAUUGUAACUGACAAUGCACUGUAGGAGACUUUGCUUCUUUACAGGUUUUUUUUUUUGGUCAAGUUACUACAAGUGUGAAUAUUCUAACUGUAAGGUGGAGCACAUUCUAUAUGCUUUAAAUGCAUAACAGAACUUACAGGGGGCUAUCCAAUAUUAUUGACCCAUGUAGCACAAAAUGUUCAAAAAUGUUCGAGAUCACAACGACUUUGUGAGCUGUAUGGGAAAAUAGAAUAAACGUGAUGCAACUAUUUGUGAACAGGAUAGCAAAUAUAA